GAGAAACCCUAAAGAACAGUCACCUUUAGAAAUCUGAAACCUCACCGAAAACUUCUCUCUCGUUGUUGAAAAAUGGUGGUCCCUCUUACCGUUGCUCCUCCAUCUAGAGAAGGGUUUUACGCGGUUAACAACCCGUUUCUCGUAAGCGGACCAAAAGGGUUCACAGAGUUCAAGAUGCUUGAGAACGAGGACAUGUUCAUUCGGAUUGACUUUCCCGGUGUUCCACAAGACAGCAUAAAGGUUAGGAUUGACCCGACGAAGAAGGCUGUGUCUAUCACCGCCGACGCACCAAAAGAGCACAAACAUGACUCUUCUCCUCGGAACUACGGCUCCGCUACAGGUCUCGUCUGUAAAUGCUGCGAGAUCUCCGGCUUGGUCUCACACAUGUCGGACGGUGUUCUCAGGCUUCACCUCUCCAAGACCCGCGCCUCAUCACAAAGCCCUUCAUGCAUCUCGUUUCUUGGUGGCCCAGACCGAGAAGAUCGUUGUAGCACGGGUCCUCACACGUUUCCUCACGGCACGGAUCCACAUGACCCGGAGUUAACCGGUCCGUUACUGGAGCCACACCCAUGCGUGAACAUAGGUUCGGAUAUGGCCUAUGAGUGGAAGAUUCUCUCAAACGGCGGUCUAUACGUGCGUGUAGACAUGCCGGGUGUUCCCAAGGAUAGGUUCACCGUCUCCGUCGUGAACGGGAGAGUAUCGGUGACUGGUGAUGCUCCUGCCGUUGGCCUUGACUCUGGUGGCCGGUUCUACUCUGGUGAGGUGGCUAUGCUCGAAAGUCAGGUCAGUAUUCCUGGCCGUAAGAUCAAGACCAUUGCCAAGAACGGUGUGAUCCGUUUGAUCAUCCCUCCCCUCUGAUUUUAGUGAUGAAAGUCAUGAAACCAUGUAUGCUUCUGAGUUCUGAUUCGUAGUUUAGUCUUGUGGACUUCUUCUUUGAAGGUUAUGUCGUUAUUUUGAGGGAUAUUUAUGUCGCUUUAUGUUUUUAAUCAACUCUUGGAUAUGUUCCUUGGCUAAAAAAUACAAACUUACUUUAUCUAUAUUUUGAAAACUUUUAGUCUUACAGCUUUAUAAUCUCUUAAAAUUAAUUAACCACAUGGCUGCAACAUUUGAUCUGCAACACAAAUGUACGUUCUUUAAUAUAGGUAACUACAAGAACAUCGUAGCAUUUAAAUUAAAACAGCAAAUUAUAAGCUUUUUAAAUUGAUUCAUGAGAAUUUUUACAGCAAUGAAGUUUCAAAUGCAUCAAUAAUGGGUUGUUAUGUGUUAAAAAAACGUCCCAUGUAUCAUCCAACAUUUUCGACAAUUCAUCUUCCCGUUGCCUUAGCAACCUGGAUUUUUUUGUCGGAAGCACACACGAUCAGGACUUACCAGCUGACAUUUUGGAGUCAGGUCUUAGUCUUUUCUCUAUGGAUGGUGCAACAAUUAGCAAUUUGAUCCUCGUUAAGGAUCAAUCUUGAUGUUAUGGAUCCUGAGUGUUUUUAUUUUUGGGCGUUAGAACUUCAAUCCCCAUACAAUUCUUUCUCAAAUUGAAAUUUACUCUGUUUACUGAUCUUGUUUCACAAUUUCAUUGUAGCUAGUAGUCUACAAUACUGUAACGCUGAUAAGAUAGUUAUAUUAUCUAAACCUUAAAAGUGAAAACUAGAAUAUAAUAAAACUGAGACUUCAACGCUAAUUUCUCUGUUUUACCUGUUUACUAUGUUUAUUGAGAUCUAGAGCCUCGUUGUACACGCUCCAUUACAGGUAGGGAUGUUAAUAUGGGCUCAAUCUGACAGGGUUAGCCCUAACCCUGCAAACCCAUUUGUAACCCUAACCCUCAUUUUUUAAACAGGGUUUAAAUAGGGUUGGCCCUAAUAGGACCAGGGUUUAAAUUCUAACCCUUUUAUUUUGAUUCACACAACUAUUAUACAAUAUUUAAUAAUGUUUUUCAU
Molecule: messenger RNA, 1928 nt
Organism: Brassica napus (rape)
Lineage: Eukaryota; Viridiplantae; Streptophyta; Magnoliopsida; Brassicales; Brassicaceae
Product: putative 57 kDa heat shock protein
Exons: 5
Coding region: 73-858 (261 amino acids)
Source: RefSeq, a predicted model, not a curated record